Molecule: messenger RNA, 3255 nt
Organism: Harmonia axyridis
Lineage: Eukaryota; Metazoa; Arthropoda; Insecta; Coleoptera; Coccinellidae
Gene: MTA1-like
Product: metastasis-associated protein MTA3
Exons: 10
Coding region: 209-2545 (778 amino acids)
Biological process (GO): negative regulation of transcription by RNA polymerase II
Cellular component (GO): NuRD complex; nucleoplasm
Molecular function (GO): sequence-specific DNA binding; transcription corepressor activity; chromatin binding
Source: RefSeq, a predicted model, not a curated record
AGUGCAGUCAAUAGCCGCAAGAUGCUGAGAUGUUUCGAAGUGUCUUUAUUGCCUAGACGCCAACAGGGAAUUUGAGUUCAGAAAAUGGCGUCUCCUGGCUUGGUGGUGGUUUGUGUUCUAACAAAACAUUAGAUUUUGUUGAAUGGUACUUUUAAAAUGUGUGUUUAUGUGAAAUAGGACAUUGUAAUAUAGUUUUUAACAUUUCAUAAUGACAUCUAACAUGUAUCGAAUUGGAGAUUAUGUUUAUUUCGAGACGUCCUCCACGUCACCGUACCAAAUCCGCCGAAUAGAGGAAUUGCACAAAACUAGCGCUGGAAAUGUGGAGGCAAAGGUGAUGUGCUUCUACAGACGAAGGGAUAUACCAAGUCAACUUAUACAACUCGCCGACAAACACCAAUGUGCCUUAGACUCGGAAUCGAGCAGCAGUCCGGUCCUGGACGCCAGUGGCGGGGGCGUAGUCAGUUCCCGCGAUCAGCUGACCCCCAAGCAACGGCAUCAAGUCAAACAUCGAGAGCUUUUUCUAUCUAGGCAGGUUGAAACGUUAUCGGCCACCCACAUCAGAGGAAAAUGCACAGUGACACUUUUCAACGAGACGGAAUCUCUGAAUUCGUAUCUGGGCAAGGACGACCUAUUCUUCUACUGCCUCGUCUUCGAUCCCACCCAGAAGACCCUGCUGGCCGACAAGGGCGAGAUACGCGUCGGCAACCGCUACCAGUGCGACGUGCUGCCCCCGGUGCGUCGCGAGACCGACCCCGCCGACGAGCGCGACACCGACCAUCUAGAGACCCUGGUCUGGACGCCCGAACACGGCCUGACCGACCGUCAGAUCGACCAGUUCCUAGUCGUGUCUCGGUCGCUCGGCACGUUCGCUCGAGCACUCGACUGCAUCUCGUCCGUGAAACAGCCGUCCCUUCACAUGUCCGCCACCGCGGCCAGUCGGGACGUCACCCUUUUCCACGCGAUGGACACCCUCCAUAGGCACGCCUACGAUCUGGGCGCGGCCACCUGUUCGCUGGUGCCCGGUAGCGGGCCCGUGUUGUGCCGAGACGAGAUGGAAGAGUGGAGCGCCUCGGAGGCGAACCUGUUCGAGGAGGCGUUGGACAAGUACGGCAAGGACUUCAACGAUAUCAGGCAGGAUUUCCUGCCGUGGAAGACGCUGAAGAACAUCAUCGAGUACUAUUACAUGUGGAAGACGACGGACAGAUACGUGCAGCAGAAGAGGAUCAAGGCGGCCGAGGCGGAUGCCAAGUUGAAACAAGUGUACAUUCCGAACUAUAGUAAGCCAAAUACAGCUGCCAUGAACAACAACAAGGGCGUGGUCAACGGUAACAGUAACGGUGGGACCGACUUGACGUCUUCUCUGGGUGGAAAAGCCUGCGAAUCUUGUAACGUGACUGUGUCGAGUCAAUGGUACGCAUGGGGUCCUUCACAUAUGCACUGUAGGUUAUGUCAGAAUUGCUGGAGUUAUUGGAAGAAAUACGGAGGCCUAAAAAUUCCAACACACUUCGGCGAUGGUAGCGAUUACGACGGCAAUGGUAAAAAAAGAUCGGGUAGCGACUUGGAAGACGAUCGGAUAUCGUUGAUGGGCCACCGUCCCCACAGGUGCAACAUAGGGGGCUGCGGCAAGGAGUUCAAGCUCAAGACCCACCUGGCCAGACACUACGCGACAUCUCACGGCAUAAUGGUGCGUUCCGGAUCGCCCAGGCCGAUCAUGAAGACGCGCACCGCCUUCUAUCUGCACACCACCCACCUGACCAGGAUCUCGAGACGUCUGUGCAGGCACAUCAUGCGACCGAGACACGCGGCUAGGUCGCCCUUCUCGCCGAUCAACAUACAGGCGGUGAAGAUGGAGUGCGGCGCCAGGAUCAACGGCAAGAGCGCCGAGGAGCUGAGACGGCUGCUGAUUUACAGGAAGAGGAAUAGAGGCAGCGUGACGCAGAUAGCGAACAGACUCGGCAACCCCGGCCAGGUGACUGCCCCGUGGCUGAUACUGACCGACAAAGACAGCCUGCCCAAGCCGGAAAGGGUGGCUUUCCCCAAACCUCCUAAGGCUCCGGACGGUAGUUUGAUGUACGACAGGAUUCCCAACAAACCCGAGGCGGAGAAGAUACCGCUGAACAACGUGCCAUCUUCGUUGAAGAAGAGGACCUACGACGAGAUGAACGGUGGACCAGACAGUACCACGAUGAACAUACUGCCAACCAUGCCGAAAAGGAUGACCAAGGAGCCGAUGCAGGUCCAGCGGCCCGAACAGUACCAGGGCAUCAUGCAGCAGCCUCAGCUGGUGCCAGGUCACGUGUUGUCGCGUCAUAUCGCGCAGAUCAACGGCAAGCCGAAGAUCGCCCAUAUGACGAGGACGGGUUCCGGAAGGAAGCAGGUCAUCAGUUGGAUGGACGCGCCCGAUGACGUUUACUUCCGGGCGACAGAAGGGAGCAAGAGAAUGAGAAGACAAGUGACAUUAACGGAUUUAAGACGUGCUGCAAGAAAGCCCUGGAGGCAGCUCAAAGUGAAAAUGGACGAUUUACAAGUGGUGGUUCUCGACUAAUUGUUUGAGCGUGUGUUUCGUCAGUAAGUGCUCAAUGCGUGCUUCGCAACAAAAAAAAAACACAGUAUCUCAGAUGAGGUUGAUGGUUUUUUAGGGGACGGCCGUUGAAAUGGAAACGCUGAAGGUUUUUUACAAAUAUUAAACGCACUGUUUGGGUAACGGAAGAAAAUUAAUUUAAUUUUGUGAUCUUUGCGACGAAAAAUUUUUAGUUGUAAAAUUUUUAUCGAAGAUUUUUAAUUCCGUUGAAUCUUCUCUCGAUGACUAGGUGUGUCUCUAGUCAGUUAAAUUGUGUUUUUCGGUAGUUUUUUUAUUGAGUUUGAUGGAUUCUUGUUGUCGCCGAGUAUUUUCUUACUUUGUACCUGACCAAAUGGAAUUCAGACGGAACCUUCAGUACUUUCCAGGGAGCCAUUUCAGAAAAUGCCAGUUUUCUAGAGCAAUAAACAAUUGUUGACCCAUUACUGUAAAACAGAGACUGAGAAGAGAGUGUAUGAUCAUACAUGGUGAUGAUUACUUUGCACAAAUUAUCCCGUUAUUUGGGAAGUUCAUUUUACUAGUUUUACAUUUGUAUAAAAUAUUUAUUAGUCUAUUUGUUAUUAUUUAUUAUUGUACAUAGUUCUUCUUGCAUUCUUAAUGAUCCCUUCGAAAACAGAAAAUUGUAUCAAUGUAAUUUUCUCAUGUGUAAAAUAAAUACGUUUACCACAUUACAAUAA